GGGGACGAGACUUUUAAUGAACAGCAGCCUGUUAUCCCCAGCUCCCCAGCAUCACAGACAGGGCCAACUGCCCCUCCACAGCAUACCCAGUGCGCAGGGGGGUCUAUCAAAGCGGGGCAGCAACACGGGUCUGAAGAAUGCAGCAGCGAGCAAGACCCGGUCGCGGACUCGCAGGGGGCGUGGGUGUAUCUUGCCUCCACGCAACUGUUUAGCAAGGCCGGGCAGCCACCUCCGUUUACACCAAGGGACAGAGGGCAGCCGGUCGAGACCUAUUAUAGCAGGGGGCGGAGGCAGCAAGAGGAUCGUCCAUCCGGGUCGCUAUACCAGCAGCAGAGCUCCCCCCAGUUUUUCUCCCCUCCCAGGAGCAUACGGCAUUGCCCUUCCCCUUACGGAUAUGCAAGGGCACUGAGGUCGCCAGCCGGGGCCGCUUUUCAUGCAGUUACAUCACCGCAGGAGUUCAGCGGGCAGCAUCACGGUUGCCGCUGCUGCUAGGAGCGGUCCGAGAGGCACUAUCACAGGGACAUGCGAGGGGACAUUCAUCAAUUUUUACGCAUCGGCAGGAGCGAUCAGCACGGAAAUCGGCUACACCACCCCGGAAGCGAGCCAGCGCGAGGGGUGGAGCAUCAGCAGGGCGGAGCACCAUCGGAGUCUAGUCAGGCACCGCCGGAGAAUUGCAACACGGCCCGCGCCGCACCCAGCGCAGCUACCACAGCAGCACGACAGGCAGCGACCUUGGCGGCUACUUCAGCGGCCGCACUCGUCAUCAAGCCCAGCGGACCAGCGCAAGAAUUAAACGGCACGACCAGUGCUACGUUCAGCGUGGUUUCGGCGACAGCAAUGCAGCUCCCUCAUGGCACAGCCAGCGAGGGCAAUCCAGGAGCCGCAGCAGACGACAACAGCGGGACAGACGAUUCUUCUUCGCGCAAGGACGGCCUACAGCUAAACAAUGUGAACCUGCAGCAAAGCAAAAAUGCUUCCACUCACAGAACCAGUGACUAUGACACUAGCGAUUUGGUUGUUAGGAGAGGGCAGACGUUUGAGAUUGCUCUCACAUUCAACAGAGCUGUCCAGUCUGGAGAUAAACUCUCAAUAACUGUGGAAACAGGUCCUUCUCCAUCUGAAUCCAAAAACACAAGGGCAGUAAUGCCAGUUUCCAGCUCUGGGAAUGGAACAUCUUGGAACGCAGUACGUGGAUCUGGCAGUAACAGCUCCAUGACAGUUACCAUCAAUGCGCCAGUGAAUGCAUGCAUUGGGCAAUACAAGAUGAGUCUACAGGUCACCAGUGGAGGGCGCACCACUUCAGCCAGUCUAGGAAAAUUCUAUUUGCUAUUUAACCCCUGGGCAUCAGGUGAUGAUGUGUACAUGAGCAGUAACUCAGAAAGAGGGGAGUAUGUUCUUAAUGAGACUGGACUAUACUGGUUUGGAAAUGUUAAUGAAUAUGGAAGUAGAAGAUGGGACUAUGGACAGUUUGAAAGUGAUAUUUUGAACAUCGUGAUCACCAUGUUGGACAGCAGUGUAGAUUACCAGAAGGAUGCAGCUACAGACGUCUCCCGAAGAAAUGAUCCCGUUUAUGUGGGAAGAGUGCUGAGUGCUAUGGUAAACAGUAUUGAUGACAAUGGGAUCAUUGUGGGGAACUGGAGUGGUGAUUACUCUGGGGGAGUGAGCCCCACACAAUGGAAUGGAAGUGCCCCAAUCCUGCGCAAGUGGAAGCAGAGUGGACCAGUUAAAUAUGGCCAAUGCUGGGUAUACGCUGGAGUACUUUGCACAGUACUCAGAUGUCUGGGGAUACCUGCUCGUGUGAUCAUAAACUUUGAAUCGGCUCAUGACACUGAUGGGAAUCUUGUUGUGAAUAAUUAUUACGAUGAGAAUGGAAAAAAGAAUAACAACUUGACAAAUGACAGUGUGUGGAAUUUCCAUGCCUGGGAUGAAGCAUGGUUUGCUAGAAAGGACCUUGGAUCCCUUUAUAAUGGGUGGCAGAUAUUGGAUGCAACGCCACAGGAGCAAAGUCAAGGUAUGUACCGCUUAGGACCAUCCUCACUAAAGGCUGUGAAAGAGGGAGACGUGGACCUUGACUUUGAUACCCCCUUUGUGUUUGCUGAGGUGAAUGCAGACGUAGAGCACUGGGUUGUGUAUAGUAAUGGAAGUAAAAAAAUGAUUUACUCUGAGCCUAAAGCUGUGGGACGACUCACCAGCACGAAAGCAGUUGGUUCCUUCACUCGUAUGGAUGUAACAAAUGACUACAAAUACCCUGAAGGCUCUAGCAAGGAAAGAGAGAUAUUUAACAAAGCUAAAGCUAAAAUACAACCACCAAGAAUGUAUAGCAGAAUGGCAGCAGUGUCAUUGCGUGAAGGGGAAACAGUAAUAAAACCUACAUUUUCUGGCACUUUUAAGAAGAUUGGAGAACCACAGGUUGGGGAGGAUUUUACAAUCCCCCUUAUUCUCAAAAACACUGUUGCUGACACCAAGACUGUGAAGGUCAACAUAACCGCCACCGUCAUCAUCUAUAACACUACACCCGUCAAGGAUAUUCUUACUGAAGCCCAGUCUGUGACGCUGGGACCUAAUGAAGAAAAAAGUAUCCCAAUAAAAAUGACAUACGAUCAAUAUGAAAAAGCCUUAACCCCAGACAAUAUGAUCCAAUUUGUGGCGGUGUGUGAGGACACAAAUGGAGGGAGACUGCUGGCAGACACUGUGGUUACACUGAAGAACCCACCAUUGCUGCUAAGGGUUAGAGACGAACCUAAACUGAAUAAACUUGCUACUGUGGAUCUGAUAUUCUCCAAUCCCAUUCAAGAGAAUGUUGCUGAAAGCCUUGUGACUGUAGAGGGGAGUGGCCUUAUGAAGACACAAAUGAAUGUUAAAGUGCCAUGUCUGAAGCCAAAUCAAAGAGUUACAGUCCAGUUUGAGUUUUUCCCGUACCGAUGCGGUGAAAGAAGUCUCUUGGCAGAUUUCUCCUCUGACAAAUUCCAAAAUGUCAAGGCGUUUCAGUCCGUGAAAGUAGCUUCAUCUUAAACAAGGCUAUAUUACUGUAGUGGAAAAAACUCUUGUUUCAAAAAUAAAAAUGUAUGUGUUGAAAUAUC
Pseudophryne corroboree (corroboree frog) is the source of this 3080-nucleotide messenger RNA. RefSeq names its product protein-glutamine gamma-glutamyltransferase E-like. The coding region runs from base 523 to 3012 and encodes 829 amino acids. The record is from RefSeq and is a predicted model, not a curated record. The transcript has 13 exons. Gene Ontology annotation, biological process: peptide cross-linking. Gene Ontology annotation, molecular function: protein-glutamine gamma-glutamyltransferase activity. NCBI's taxonomy places the organism in Eukaryota, Metazoa, Chordata, Amphibia, Anura, Myobatrachidae.